CGAAAACCGAAAGGCUUCAGAGUCACCGAUUUUGUGCCCUUGCAACCAUUGUCCCUUAUAAUUCACCGGAGUGAAGGUACCGAAGGCUGCGCGAUUAUACUCCUGUGCCUGGGAAAAUCGAUUGAGCAGAAUCGCGAAAGAAGGCGCGUGUAGCGGUGUGCGCGACUAGCGGUGCAGGGACGGUCGAGUCACAAGAGGCCUUUUUUUCGAGUAAUUUUCUACAGAGAAGCGAUUCAAGAUGUCGGCAGCGCUCCCGGGGAACAGGGCACUCCCCGCCUCGCAAUAUGAUCUCGCCACCUACUGGGGCCGCGUGAAGCACGCCGCUGAGAUUUCAGAUCCUAGGAUGCUGUUGAUAUCGAAGAAGGGAUUGGAAGACUCGAAGGAGUUGAUUGCGAGUUACAAAUUGGGCAAGAUUGCGCAGAUGUCCCCGGAGCUAUGGCAUGCGAAGAAAGUGGUGGACGCGACUAUACAUCCUGAUACGGGUGAAGCAGUAAUGCUACCCUUCCGCAUGUCCUCCUUCGUCCUCUCCAACUUGAUCGUCACAGCCGGCAUGCUAACCCCCGGCCUCGGUACGACCGGCACACUCCUCUGGCAAAUAACCAACCAAUCCCUCAACGUCGCCAUCAACAACGCCAACGCCAACAAAUCCACCCCCCUCUCCACCUCCAAGAUCGUGCAAUCCUACCUCCUCGCCGUCGGCGCCUCCUGCUCCGUCGCCCUGGGUCUGAAUGCUCUCGUUCCCCGCCUAAAACGCGUUUCUCCAGGCACCAAAAUGGUCCUGGGACGUCUUGUGCCUUUCGCUGCUGUUGCGAGCGCGGGAGCGCUGAAUGUGUUCCUCAUGCGAGGUGAGGAAAUCAGGAUGGGCAUCGACGUCUACCCCGCCCUAUCCGCUGAGGACAAAGCCGCCGGGAAAUCCGAGUCCGACGUCCCCUCUCUCGGAAAAAGCAGGAAAGCCGCAACGAUAGCAGUCAGCGAGACAGCGUUAUCUCGCGUGCUCAACAGCUCACCCGUGAUGGUUAUACCGGCCCUGGCACUGGUGAGAUUGCAGAAGAUGAAUUGGUUGAAGAAUAGCCCGCGCUUGGUGUUGCCGGUGAAUCUGGGCUUGAUUCUGACGACGAGUUUGGCGGCGUUGCCGUUUGCGUUGGGGGCGUUUCCGCAGAGGGAGAUGGUGAGGGAUGGGACGUUGGAGGAGGAGUUUCAUGGGAGGGGGGGUGCGGGGGGGAUGGUGGUGUUUAAUCGGGGGAUUUAG
Messenger RNA from Pseudogymnoascus verrucosus, 1249 nucleotides. RefSeq lists its product as uncharacterized. Gene Ontology annotation, cellular component: mitochondrial inner membrane. Gene Ontology annotation, molecular function: monoatomic ion transmembrane transporter activity. The record is from RefSeq and is a predicted model, not a curated record. Gene Ontology annotation, biological process: mitochondrial transmembrane transport; monoatomic ion transport. The coding region runs from base 239 to 1249 and encodes 336 amino acids. Lineage: Eukaryota; Fungi; Ascomycota; Leotiomycetes; Thelebolales; Thelebolaceae. The transcript is spliced from 5 exons.